AUGAGUUACUUCCUGUCUUAUUGCAAAGCUCAUGGCAGCGCGCUGCUCACUGGCUAUCAGGCCCUAAGAGCCGAGGGCUUCUUGUGCGAUGUGACCCUGGAGGCCGAGGGCAGUGAGUUCCCGGCGCACCGCUCGCUCCUGGCCUGCUCCAGUGACUAUUUCAAAGCCCUGUUCAAGAGCCACACCCGGGAAUCCCAAGCACGCGUGAUCCACCUGCGCGUGCCAUCCGCGGCCGGCCUGCAGCGCCUACUGGACUUCAUUUACACUGCCUGGCUGCCGCUGUCCAUGGAUACUGUGGAGGACACCCUGGAGGCGGCCAGCUACCUCCAAGUCACCGAAGCCUUGGGGCUGUGUGGCCGCUACCUGGAGCGCCAAUUGGCCCCGGAGAAUUGCUGCUUCACGGCCAACGUGGCGGCGCGCUUCGGCCUGGCGCACACGCUGGGUGCAGCCGAGAGCUGUGUUGUGCGCCACUUGCGUGAGCUGCUGGGGAUGGGCGUGGGGGCCUCGGGACUGCUGGAACUCAAUGCUGCCUCCCUGAAAGCCGUAUUGGGGGCCCCCAAUGUGGCACGGGUGUCUGAGGUCUGGCUGCUAGGCCUAGCCCUGGCUUGGCUGCGGCAGGAGCCCGCAGCUGAGCGUUUGGCGUACAGCGCCGAGCUUCUGGAACGGAUCCGCUUUGGCCUGGUGCCUGCGGACGUGCUGCGGCGCGUGUACUCGGGCUCUGGCCUCAAGCUACCAGCCCGGGUCAAGGGCCUCAUCAUCCAGGCCCUCAACUACCACACGGCGCCUUCCCGCCAGCCGCUCGUGCAGGGCGAGCAGACCAGCAUCCGGAAUGCUCAGACCCGCAUCUUGUUGGUCGGAGGGCGCAGGGCUCAGGAGGUGAUUACAGAGGAGGUGGUGGUUGCUAGGCCAGCCGUCAGAGACCGGCGAGCGGCCGCUGAAGCUGAGGAGGAAGAGGAAGAGGAAGAAGAGAUGGAGGAGGAAGAGAAGGAGUGGGAGCUCACCCAGGAUGUGGUGUCCUUCGACGUGUACAAUCACCGCUGGCGCAGCCUCACUCGGCUCCCUGCCCCGCUGCUAGGGCACUGCGUGUGCACAGCAGGGAACUUCCUGUUUGUCCUGGGAGGGGAGAGCACUUCCGGCAGCGCUGCUACUCCCCUGGAGGAGGGCCCCCGGGCAAUCACAGCCCAAGUGCACCGUUAUGACCCACGCUUCCACACGUGGACAGUGCUGCCUGCCAUGGGAGAAGCCAGGGCCUACUUCUGGUGCGGUGUUGUAGGUGAGAGUCUCCUGGCAAUCGGGGGCCUGGGCACUAAUGGCGAAGCGCUGGCCUCGGUGGAGAUGUAUGAUCUGCGAAGGGACCGCUGGACGGCAACUGCAGCGCUGCCAAGGGCACUUCACGGCCAUGCAGGGGCCGUCGGGGCCCAAGGUGUCAUUUACAUAUCUGGGGGCAAAGCAGGGAGAGGUGACAGUGGAGCCAGUAGCCUCCGGGACUUGUAUGUCUUGGGCCCUGGGGAGAAGGCCUGGAGCAAGAGAGCACCCAUGAGCACAGCCCGCUUUGGGCACCACCUGGCUGUGCUGCGAGGCGCAGUGUUUGCCUUUCUAGGACGAUUUGAGCCCUUCUCUGAGAUUGAGCGCUAUGACCCUGGCACAGACCAGUGGACUCGCUUACGGCCUCUACCCUAUGAUCGUUUCUGCUAUGGGCUGGCUGUGGUGGAGGAAACAGCACUGCUGCUGGGUGGUCUCAAGUGGAGGGGGUCGCGCCAAGUGCCUACCCGUAAUGUGGUGGGCUAUGACCUGGACCUGGACCACUGGGAGGACAUCAAUUGUGCACUACCUUGGGCUUGGAGCGGCCUGCAGUGUGCUGUGCUGCAACUGGCGGAGGGCUGGAACGAAGAGAGGGAAGAAGACCUUGGAGAGGUGCUAGAUUUAGUCCUGGGUUGA
This is a messenger RNA of Dipodomys ordii (Ord's kangaroo rat), 1938 nucleotides long. It is a transcript of the gene Klhl34, whose product is annotated as kelch-like family member 34. The transcript has a single exon. Gene Ontology annotation, molecular function: protein binding. Lineage: Eukaryota; Metazoa; Chordata; Mammalia; Rodentia; Heteromyidae. The record is from RefSeq and is a predicted model, not a curated record. The coding region runs from base 1 to 1938 and encodes 645 amino acids.